Messenger RNA from Sorex araneus (European shrew), 8295 nucleotides. RefSeq names its product FERM and PDZ domain containing 4 (gene FRMPD4). Gene Ontology annotation, cellular component: cytoskeleton. Bases 368 to 5677 code for a protein of 1769 amino acids. Gene Ontology annotation, molecular function: protein binding. The record is from RefSeq and is a predicted model, not a curated record. The transcript is spliced from 17 exons. NCBI's taxonomy places the organism in Eukaryota, Metazoa, Chordata, Mammalia, Eulipotyphla, Soricidae.
CGGCCGGCCCCCGCCGGCCCCCGGGAACCCCCCGAGGAGCGCACGGGGCGGGGCGCCCCGCCCGGCCGGCCCCGCUGCCCGCCCCCGCCCCCCGCUCCCCGUCGGUCCCCCACUCGGCUGAGUUUCCCGGUCCCGCCCGGGGAUGCACGCGCAGCUCGCGGCCGGAGGGGGGUAGCCGCCGCCGCCGCCGCCGCCGCGUCCCGCUGCGGGCACCCCCCGGGCCGCCGCCGCCCGCCGACGCCGCCGCCACUCGAGCCCCGGGGCGCGCCGAGGUCCCGGCCGGGCGAUGGGGCGGCCGACGCUGCAGUCGCUGGCGUGAGAACGGCCGAAGCGGACGCUGCGCUCGGGCUGGCUCCCGGCCGCCUGCAUGGACGUCUUCAGCUUCGUGAAGAUCGCCAAGCUCUCGAGCCACAGGACGAAGUCUUCAGGCUGGCCACCUCCUUCAGGAACCUGGGGCUUGAACCAGGGGCCACCCUAUGGAUGGGAGAUGACGGCCAACCGGGAUGGCCGAGACUGCUUCAUCAAUCACAUGACACAGGCGCUCCCAUUUGAUGACCCUCGGUUCGAGAGCUGCCAAAUUAUACCUCCUGCUCCCAGGAAGGUGGAGAUGAGAAGGGACCCCGUGCUGGGGUUUGGCUUUGUGGCAGGGAGUGAAAAACCCGUGGUUGUCCGCUCAGUUACACCAGGUGGCCCUUCAGAAGGCAAACUGAUCCCGGGAGAUCAGAUUGUGAUGAUCAAUGAUGAACCAGUCAGUGCUGCGCCAAGGGAGCGGGUCAUCGACCUGGUCAGAAGCUGCAAGGAAUCGAUACUCCUCACUGUCAUUCAGCCUUACCCUUCUCCAAAAUCAGCAUUUAUUAGUGCUGCAAAGAAGGCAAGAUUAAAGUCCAAUCCAGUCAAAGUGCGCUUCUCCGAGGAGGUCAUCAUCAAUGGCCAAGUGUCGGAAACCGUUAAGGACAAUUCACUUCUUUUUAUGCCAAAUGUUCUGAAAGUCUAUCUGGAAAAUGGGCAGACCAAAUCAUUUCGCUUUGACUGCAGCACCUCCAUAAAGGAUGUCAUCCUAACCCUUCAAGAGAAACUCUCCAUCAGAGGUAUUGAACAUUUCUCACUUAUGCUGGAGCAAAGGACAGAAGGCGCUGGAACCAAGCUGCUCUUGCUUCACGAACAGGAGACUCUAACUCAGGUGACCCAGAGGCCCAGCUCCCAUAAGAUGCGGUGUCUUUUCCGAAUUAGCUUCGUCCCAAAGGAUCCAAUUGAUCUUUUAAGAAGAGACCCGGUGGCAUUUGAGUAUCUCUACGUUCAGAGUUGUAACGAUGUCGUUCAGGAGCGGUUUGGACCAGAGCUGAAAUACGACGUGGCUCUGAGGCUGGCGGCCUUACAGAUGUACAUCGCCACGGUUACCACCAAGCAGACGCAGAAAAUCUCCCUCAAGUACAUCGAAAAAGAAUGGGGAUUAGAGACAUUUCUUCCCUCUGCUGUGCUGCAAAGCAUGAAAGAGAAGAACAUAAAGAAAGCACUUUCACACCUUGUCAAAGCAAAUCAAAACUUGGUACCACCGGGUAAAAAGCUCUCCGCGCUGCAAGCCAAGGUCCAUUAUCUCAAGUUCCUCAGUGACCUGCGAUUGUAUGGGGGUCGUGUGUUCAAGGCUACAUUAGUGCAGGCAGAAAAGCGCUCAGAAGUGACUCUCCUGGUCGGGCCCCGAUAUGGCAUAAGUCAUGUCAUCAACACAAAAACCAACCUCGUGGCUCUGUUAGCUGACUUCAGCCAUGUCAACAGGAUCGAGAUGUUUACUGAAGAGGAGAGCCUGGUGAGAGUGGAGCUCCACGUGCUCGAUGUCAAGCCCAUCACUCUUUUGAUGGAAUCUUCAGAUGCCAUGAACCUGGCCUGCCUAACUGCUGGGUACUACAGACUACUUGUGGAUUCCAGAAGGUCAAUAUUCAACAUGGCAAACAAGAAAAACACAGGGACCCAGGAAACAGGAGCUGAAAGCAAAGGCAAGCAUAACCUCGUUGGCACAGAGUGGAACUGUAUACCCCAAAUGACCACCUUUAUUGGCGAAGGGGAACAAGAAGCUCAGAUCACAUACAUCGAUUCAAAGCAGAAGACGGUGGAGAUGGCAGAAGGCACCCUGUGCCCCAAAGACCACCGGCACCUGUACUUGGACAGCGCCUACAAUCCAGAGUCGCUCAGCCAGCCACUGGCCCCACCGGGGGACGCUCCAUGUGAGGCCGACUACCGGGGUCUGGCUCAGCGCUCACUCUUGACCUUCUCAGGCUCAGACACUCUAAAGAAAGCACAGGAGUCUCCGAGAGGAGCUAAAGUGUCCUUUAUUUUUGGGGAUCUUGCCUUGGAUGACAGUCUGACUCCCCCAACUCUAGGCUACGAGCGACUCUUAGAAGAGAAUCCAGAGUUGCUGGAGAAGCAGAGAAAGCUCUACAUGAGCAGUGCCAAUGACAUGAAGAACCUGGAGCUCACGCCCGACCCGGAGAGCAUCCAGUUCGUGGCAAAUUCCGUUUACGCGAACAUCGGCGAUGUGAAGACCUUUGAGGCCGCGGGAGGCAUCGAGGAGCCCCUCCUGCAUGACAUCUGUUAUGCCGAGAACACCGACGAUGCUGAGGAUGAGGACGAGGUGAGUUGCGAGGAGGACCUGGUGGUGGGAGAGAUUAGCCAACCCACCCUCCUCAACCUGUCCGGGUCGAGCGACGACAUCAUCGACCUCACAUCCCUGCCGCCGCCAGAAGGGGGUGACAAUGAGGAUGACUUCCUGCUGCGCUCCUUAAACAUGGCCAUCGCCGCCCCACCCCCUGGCUUCCGAGAUAGUUCCGAUGAGGAAGACUCUCAGAGCCAGGCCAUGGCCCCCCGUGAUGACAAGGAGCCCGGCGGCAGCCUGCAAAAGGACGACAUCCCCGUGUCCCUCAUUGAUGCCGUGCCCACCAGCUCAGACGGCAAGUGUGACAAGGGGCUGGAGAGCACCGUGGUCUCCACACUGGAUGCCCUGGGAGCGCUGGGCGGCUCAGAAGAACAGCAGACCAGGGACAAUUCAGGUGUGGCCAUCCUGCGGGCCUAUAGUCCCGAGUCUUCCUCAGACUCAGGCAAUGAAACUAACUCUUCCGAAAUGACUGAGAGUUCUGAACUGGCCACUGCACAGAAACAGUCAGAAAACCUCUCCCGCAUGUUCUUGGCCACUCACGAAGGCUACCAGCCCCUGACCGAAGAGCAGACGGAGUUCCCCACCUCCAAAGCCCCUCCUGGGGGCUUGCCUCCAAAGUCUUCUCACAGCCUGGCCGCCCGCCCGGUGACUGACCUCCCGCCCAAAGUUGUGCCUUCCAAGCAGAUCCUUCACUCAGACCACAUCGAGAUGGAGCCAGAAACAAUGGAGACCAAGUCGGUCACGGACUAUUUUAGCAAAUUGCACAUGGGAUCCGCCGUGGUGUACUCCUGCACCAGCAAACGGAAAAGCAAGUUGGCAGAUGCAGAGGGAAAGGCGCCCCCUGGCGCGAAUAUACCAGGGAAAAAGCAGCAGGGCACCAAGACCCCCGAGACAGAGGAGGAGGCCAAAGGGAAGUGUGGAACCGGGUCUUCUAGAGACAGUCAACACCUAAGCACUUUCAACCUAGAGCGAACUGCCUUCCGCAAGGACAGCCAAAGAUGGUACGUGGCCCCCGAGGGGGCGGGGACAGAAAAGAGUGGACUGGACGCAGCAUCGGGCAUUACCUUCCCAAGAGCUUCUGCUCAUGGCACAAGGGAGGCUGAAGGGAAGGAAGAAGGCGCUCCUGCUGGGGAAGCCAGUGACGCUGCGGGGCUUGGCCAACGAGACCACUUCUUAACUGACGUGACCUGUGCAUCUUCAGCCAAAGACUUAGACACCCGGGAGGAUGCAGAGCCGCCUCCCUGCGACCAUCCUUCCAAGCUUCCUGAGGCAGAGGAAGGAGUGGCCCGCCUUUGCGACUACCACUUGGCCAAGCGGAUGUCGUCGCUCCAAAGCGAGGGCCACUUCUCUCUCCAGAGCUCUCAAGGCUCUUCCGUAGAUGCCGGCUGUGGUACGGGCAGCAGCAGCAGCACCUGUGCCACGCCCGUGGAGUCCCCUCUCUGCCCAUCCAUGGGCAAGCACCUGAUGCCAGAGACUGCUGGGAAAGGGGGGACUUACCUGCCUCCAGAGGAGAGAGCCUCCGGGCUGCCCCCCCACGGAGCCGCCUUCAAGGAUCUGCACCCCCAGACGGAAGGGAUGUGCCCGCGGAUGACAGUGCCUGCUCUGCACACAGCCAUUAAUACCGAACCCCUGUUUGGCACUUUGAGAGAUGGAUGUCAUCGACUCCCCAAGAUUAAGGAAACCACAGCUCUGACAGAGGCUGGGAAGGAGGGACGAGGAGGCAUGCCUUCAGCUUGGUCUCAACAUCCUAGAGCUGAUCUCAUCCUGCUACCAUCAAACAUUCACUUGGAAUCAAAAGUGCCAAUUCCAAAUCAAGACCCUAAUGAAUUCUCCCAAGCAAAUGAGGCAUAUGCAGAGGCUGUGAGCUGGCGGCCACUGGAUCUGAGAUGGGGGAGCCUCCGGACACCCCCCGGUCAGAGGUCUCUGACGCGAAGCAGCAGCAUCCUCUUGGGAUCUGUCAGUUUGGAGAACUUCCACGAGAGAACCCAGGCUGCUGCAGUCGGCUUCAAGUGUCCAGCCAUCACAGGAGCGCAGGACGCCAGCUCAGAGCGGCCAGCAGAGCUCCCUCUCGGGAAGAAGCUCACCAAAAGUUUUUCCCAAAGCUCCAUGCACAUUAGCUGCGAGGGGAAGGUUCCCAAGAGGCCACCGGGAGCUCAGAGAGACUCAAAGCUGUACCGGACAUUACCCUUGCGCAAGCUGGAUGGCAGCAGUUGGAGAUGCCGGGGGCCUUUCAGUUACUGCUUCCUGAAUCCAGGGCAGGAGGAAGAUGGUGACGAGGAAGAGGAGGAGGAGGAGGAGGAGGGGAGAGAGGCCACCCCCCAGGUAUCCUGCCUCUACCGCCCACAGUUGACUCAAGCCAACACCCAACUCACCAGCCCGCCCCUGGCUGUUGGAAGUCCGAAGCAAGGCGCCCAGCAGCCAGGAGGUCCAGUGCCCAAGGCCUGGGCAGAAGCCCCGAGGGGUCCAGAUGACAUGGACUUCAGCAGCCUGGCCUUUGAUGCACAGAUUGCACGCAUCAAUGCCCUCAAGGAGAGCACAUAUGCAAUGCCCGAUGGGUUCCUCGCAGCCCAGAAUGAUGCCAAUGAGCUGCUCUGCCUUGUCAGGGCGACCAAGGGGAAGCGAGAUCCGCCCCACCCUGACGCGUUAGACCUGACGCUUUCUCAGUACAAGCAGCUGUUAGCCAUCGAGUCCAGACAGUUGGGAAGUGCCUGCAGGAAGAUGGCGGUGGCCGAGAAAAGCCCGGAGGAGAUGCUCCUGGCGAUGACUUCCAGCUUUCAAGUGCUCUGUUGCCUAACAGAAGCGUGCAUGCGAUUAGUUAAAGUCGUGAACUCCGAAGCGCAGCGGCAGGAAAUCGUGGUCAAGAUCAACGAGGUGGUCAUCAACUACAUUUGCCUCCUGAAAGCUGCCGAGGCAGCCACCGGAAAGACUCCUGGGGACGUCGAGGUUGGACUCUCGACGCAACAUUCAGUCACCAUGGCCGCGCUCGUAAGCACACUAACCCGUUCUCUCAAGAUGCUUUUAAAUAAAUGAAGUCCGAAAGUCACGUCGUCAUAAUCUACCUUUGCAAAGCCAUACAUGAAUUUUUAUUUCCCUUCUGUGUACGAUGAACAGAUGUCUCCUUUCUUCUCUCUGUAUAUUUUGUUAUUUUAUAUAAACUAGGAGAUAAAAGUCACACUGAUGAAAUGUUGAAAUGUACUAAUCAGAUGUAUUCUGUUUAUAGUAUAGAUAUAUAUAUACACACAUGAAAGGAAUUUACAAGAAAGUGAUGCCAUGUGGCUAUUUUUUUCAGACCUAUCAAAACCACGGGUCGUUGAUGUGAAAUUCUGUUGUGUUCACGCAAAAUAAUGAAUCCUAUCCCCUCUCCUCUCAAGCAGAUCCUUGGAAACUAUAUAUUCGUAUAUUUAGAAGUCAAGAAAGAAAGAAAUCACAAUGUAUCCAAAACACUGCUAAUGUUUUAAAAUUAUGAUUUUUAGCGCUGGAAAUAGCAGAACAACAUUUAGAAUUCAAAAAAAGCUAUUGUGAAUGAUUCGAGAACAUAUAUAAUAAAUCAAUUUUGGGCUCCUAGUCUUUGGUCAUCUGAUGCUUUCUUCCAAGAAUCCUACCUAGUUAAUGCUCACAUAUGUCAUUUGGGCUAGAAAGGGGUGGAGAUGGAUUCUGCUGUGUCAACACAAAUGUUCUUUAAGAUUUUUAUGAUAGAACGGAAGUACUUCCCAUCUACAACAGAAGGAUGGAUGGCAGGUUCCUAGUUCUAGCUUAUUUAGUUACAUAAAUGGCCAGAGUUAGUGAUACCAAAAUGCAGUUACUCGAUGAAAGGAGAGAUCUUCUUUGACUAAAUGUCAAAAUAUAUAAACCAAAGACCUUACCUCCCUCCCCAACUCUACCCUGAAAUUUAGAAUUCCCUUAAGAGUGACAGAACAUUUAGUAAAGCACCUGUAAACUUGCAGAAAGUAACACUUGACGAUCAUGAAAAGUUUGUGUAGAUGUAGUCAUGUGAAGCCAACACACACCAGCCUGCGAGCUCCGGCUCAACUCCCAGCUCUCAGCAUAGAGCCUCAUGCCACCCCCCUCCUCCACAGGAACCCACGCCGCCAAGCAAAUCUGCAAUUAUAAGCCUAACAUUGGAACAAAAUCUCAAAUCUGGAAUGUGCCAGAAAAUCAGGAAGAGAUGGCCACUCUACUAUAGAAGCUGUGGCUAAACUAAAAUAGUAAAGUCUUUGUCAAACGUUCCAACCUGAUAGAAAUAUGAACGCUAGAAAAAAUAAACCCAGAAGUGGUCAAUUUGACCACGGAUGGAGUACAAAGACAUUUUCAGAACUGACAUCUCACUAAAAAGUACCUGGACACAGCAAAAAGACACAAGCUCUGCAACUUUAAAAUAAAAUUGACAUGUCCACAAGGACUGCUUGGGCUAGUCGGUGCCCACGCACUAUUUAUGUGCUCCGACACACCUAUCUAGGUGGUUCCUUUUCAGGAGGGUGCCAGGUACAAGUAUUUCAUUUUUGUAGGCUACUGGGCAGGCGCCCGAACAGUCCACAGUUGCUCUCUCUUUCAUCAGUUGUUCCAUAGAGACUCUAACAGAAACCACACGUAUUUAUAGGUGAUAGCAAACAAAAGGAGUUAGAUUGUAUUAUAAACAAUGUUUAAACAAUGAACUAUUUUAUUAUAAUGAUAAAUAUUGGUGUGAUAUUGAGAAAUAUAAAUGGUGUGUACUGUGGAAAUUUUUGGUAAAUAUUAUUCUGUGUACUAAAUUACUAACAAUAGGAUGUGUGUUCUAUGUCAGAUAAUGUGCUAAACAUCACACAUAUAUUAUCUCAUUUAAUCAUCCUAACAAUCUUAUGGUUUGAACACUAUCAUUAUAUCUCUAUGUAGACAAUAUGGUUUGGUAGUUAAAGACAUGGGGUCUGGGGUCAGAAACGUCUUGGUUUAAAUUUUGGACUCUGCCAUUUUCUAGCCCUUUCAUCUUGGAAAAGCUAAUACAUAUUUUUCUAAGUUUCAAUUUCCUCAUUGUAAAAUGGACAUCAAUAGUAACAUCUAUUUCCUUAGGGUAGUCAUGAGUUUUAAAUAAUGCUUAAGUACAUCUGUAAAGAUCAUAUCAUAAUACCUGGCAGAGAGUAAGUACUCAAUGUUAGAUAUUACUAUCAUAAGCAUUAUGUUCAAUAUAUUGCCCAACAUCAUGUGUGGGGGAUGUUUGUUUUCUAUGCAUAUUGUAUCCUGCCUCUUUGUACAGAAUACAUUAUGUGUACUGCAUAUGUAUAAACAAAGUGUACAAGGAAGUGAUGAUUCAUGUUCAAAUCACAUAUCCAGUUAGAACAGCUUUCCAGUUCAUUCCAGUUCUUUGCAAAGCUCUUAAGUAGCUCUGGCUCUUUCUAAUCAAUUUCCCAUGACCUAUGGGCUGUUCCGUAAGUUUCUGUUUCUUGUAAGUGGACUCUUUACUACUUAGAAAACUCAAGGAACCCCAUUCACAAAGUGUUGGACUCCUAAAGUGGGGUCCAUGUUGCCUGGAGUGUAGGAAGAAUGUAUUAGAAUGAGCCUUGUGUUUAUUUUUAUCUAGCCUUUUUUAUGUUUGUGUAUGUUUUAUAAUGGCAUAAAAGUACAGUGGUAUAUGUACAUCAUUUUAAAUAAAUAAAUAAAUAAGCAUAUGCCUGGUG